This is a messenger RNA of Penicillium verrucosum, 939 nucleotides long. RefSeq lists its product as uncharacterized. The record is from RefSeq and is a predicted model, not a curated record. The transcript is spliced from 10 exons. The annotation marks the transcript as partial. NCBI's taxonomy places the organism in Eukaryota, Fungi, Ascomycota, Eurotiomycetes, Eurotiales, Aspergillaceae.
CGUAGUAUAAGCGACAUUAUAGAUCUAUCCUCUACGACCGAUAGUGACACUUCCGGGCCUAAUAUCGAUACGACCGAUAACUCCGAUUCCGGGGAAGCCUUAAAUUUAACCGAGCUAAUAACUCCGGAACCUACCUAUCUUCCUAAUACUCGUAGUAGGCCUUCUACCCGUCUAAAACGACCCGUACCCCGUCUAGCGGACGCUAGUAUUCUGCCCGAUCUUAGUAAUAACCCGGAUAACGAUAUAGACGAGGACAUUAUAAACGUACCACUUGAUUAUAGGCGCUUAGAACAAACUAAGGAUGACCUAGUAGAGGCACUACGCGAGGUUACUCCUAAUAACACUAGGAUAACGGCCGAAGAUAGCGAAGAGAUUAAUAUAAUAGAACUACCCUUAAAGCGCGAAGUCGAAGGCUAUUAUAUCUUCUAUAAGAUAGAAGUAAUCAAUAGACGUACGUCAAUAUUCGCCUAUCGUUUUCGCUAUAGAGAGGGAAAGAUAUUAAACGAAAGUAGCGCGAACGUUAUAAACGGCCGCGAAUCUAAUAAGUCUCUAAUACGCGCUAUUACCCAGAUAAAGCAACGAGCGUCCCUUCGUAAAUAUCUAGAAUAUAUCGAGGCUACUCGGCGAAUAAAGGAGCAAGCCGAGGAGUAUAAAUACGAUCCUAGUAUAGCGAUACAAUCGCGAUUAGAGAAAUUAACACGCGAAACCUCUAAUACAUUCGGCCGGUUAGAAAGAGUACUAAGACGGAAGCUCUUAGGGGCUGCUAUUAAUGACGAAGAGGCGAAGAAGAGGCGGAGUGGUAAAGAAGGAACGCUACCGUGGCUACGAUCUCCCGAUACUAUGGUUUCCUUAAAGGUAGGCUAUUAUAUAGGCGACGUAAACGGGCUAUACCAAGUAACGGGUUCGAUAAAGAAUAGACCAGCGUAUUACCAAAGCUAG